Molecule: messenger RNA, 4377 nt
Organism: Symbiodinium sp. CCMP2592
Lineage: Eukaryota; Dinophyceae; Suessiales; Symbiodiniaceae
Source: the annotation of a GenBank genome assembly
AUGCUCGAACUUCUUGAUGAAGCCGAAAUCCAGCACCUGGCCAUGAGUUCCUGGGGGUUGGCCCGUCUGCAUGGCACCAAACAGGCCACGGGGCCUGCGCGUGACUUCUUCUGUCGACUGGCAGACCACCUUCGCCGGCGCACUCGAACAUCUGAUCGAACAUGGAAGUCCCGAUGGGAUGGCAUCUUCUUGUCGCACGUGUCCAUCAUGUGCUGGUCCUAUGCCAGGGUCCUGUCUGCCGACAAGGUUACUCGCAGACUGCUGAAGAGUGCAAGCAAGCAGUUGGAGACGUUUACCGAGGAAGGUGCGAUCAAAGCGCAGGAGCAUGCCAACCUGCUGUGGGCCUAUGCACAGGCCGCCGACGAAGCAUGGGCCGGCAUGCAGAAGCCUCGUGUCAUGCUCGAUGGGUUGGUGCAGCUCCUUUGCGACCCGAAGUUGAAGCUUUUGGGGGAAAGUUCUGUGUCCUUCGCCUCAUCUGCAUCAGCGCUCGCGCGGAUUCGGCCCAUGAUCAGCCCCGUGCAGCAGCGAGCCCUUGGGCUGUGGAUGGAACGAAGCUCCGGCCGCCUCAGCCGCCGCAAAGACUUCGAGCUGGAUGGAGCCGAGGUCAUCGGCUUGCUCCGUGCACUGGUGGCCUGCAGCAGGCUACAGUCUCGGAUGCUGAGCUGCUGCCUCAAAGUGUUGCAGAAGGACUCUGAGAGCCUUGCUCCCUCGCAGAUGCUGGUGGUGCUCCUAGCGCUCCGCACGAUUCGGCCCAGGCGACUGAACGACGAGCAGCUGUGGUUCCUCCGGCUGGUGCAAUCUCGAUUCGAGGAAUUUCGGUUGCCGCAGCUAGCUUUGGCUCUCUGGCGGUUGCAUGGCAUCCAGGAGGAGCUUGCAGAUGGCGCGGAGAUGCGGCAGAUGAUCGAGUCCGGCACGGCUCGAUUUCGAUCCGUUCGGCUUCGAUGGCCGCAGCCGCCCUGGCGCCGCCACGCCGAGCCCGAGGCCGACGAGACUCCAUCAGCCGAUCAGACAGAGGAAGUACACCUCAGCAUGGAGGACUGGCGAUGGCUGGCGAACUCUGCAUUGCCCUGCCCGCUUCUGCACGAUGAAGCAAUGGGUCCCCAGCCGUGGACUGCUAAGUUGCUGCGACCUUUUGCUUCCUGGGUGGCGGCAGUCGUAGAUGAGAUCAAAGCCGAGGCCGAUCUUCUCGUAGGGGUCACUUCGUCCUUCGAGACAUCCUCCGAGGACGCCGUUACCCCUGAGUCGUUUGCGCAUCGAUGCCUGGUGGAAGAGACCGUUCGACAGCGCUACCGUGCAGUCGUUCAGAGGGAUGGCCUUGCAUGGACAGGGCCUGUCUGGGGUGCUUCGGCCGCCCAACGCCUCGGCCUGCACCACUGCCCGGCAGCUGCUAUACCGGCAGAGCUGAAGGCCUUCCUUCAGGAGGAGCCGAGAGUGGGGGCCUGGUUGCAGGCGAAGCUAAGGUUCGCCUCGAGCCAAGAGUCGGGCGUGGAGGUUCUCCAGCAUACCGCCGAAGACGGCGAUCCGGCGGAUCACCGGUCCGCUCUGCUGGAGGCGGCUGAGAUUGACGAGGGAAGCUCCGAGGAGGAGCAAAGCCAGGAAGACGUAGGCGAAGGCAGUGCAGCAGCUGACUCCCCUGGUCCGCUCCUGGCAGCACGUGACAAGAUGACCCUUCACGCAGACUUCCAGGUGUUGAACAGGCUGGCCAAAGAGCUUGCAGCGAGAGCUGAAAGCCCUGACGACGUCUCGGGCAAGGUCUUCCUCUACGUCAAACAGGCUCCACGGUUAUCCGGUCUUGGGGCAAUGCGACAGCUUCGCAGCCUAUGGCCAGGGCUAUCCUUAGAGGUCAGCUUCGGGCGUGCGCCGGGGCUCAAGGGGUGGAUCCCCGGGGCAUCCCCGAAUGCGGAAGAGGAAGGUCGAGGCAACGCGACCUCGGAGGACUCCGCUUCUCAGCCGAGCAUCGAGCUCAAGGAGGCCAUCAUCCGAUUCCUCGAAUCCUCACCUGCCGGGCAGACAUCGGCGACAGCAGCACCUGUUGCUCUUGUCGGGACGGAUCCUCGGGUACGGGAGUUGUGGAAGCAGGUCUGCUCAACUGGAGUGCGCCCGUCGGGUAAGGGAACGCCCCGAAAGAAGCGCGAGUGGCAGGACAAGCUCAAGUACUUCAUCGCGCACCGCUAUGAGAGCUUUUGCCUGGAAGAAGGAGCCGGCUCCCAAACCUGGGUGAGGCUGCGCCGACCGGAGGACCCGGCGGCGCGCGAUGAAGAUUUCGGCAAGCUGCAGCUCGCGAUAAAGCGGACGAUGCUGGAGCUCCUCCAGAGUGGAAAAGUGAGUCGGGACGAUCGAGGUGGCGAGGGCUAUGUGCUGGUGGAGGAUGUGGCUUGCACACCUCGUGUCUAUCAGCUCUGGCACCUUUGCCGCAGCGACUCCUCUGACCGGCUGGCGUUCUAUCUGCGACACACUGAGGCUUUUGAGGUCUGGACCCCUGGCUGGUCUGCCAUGGAGUCGGAGAUGCAGGAGGCAGCGAACUUGCGAAGCGCCGUUCGGAUACGUCUGCAGACAUCGGCGGAAAGAGUACACAUCUUCCUGGAAGGCUCAGAGGGCCCCGAGCCAAAAGUAAUCGGAAAUGAAGCAGCAGAUGAAUGGCAGCUAGGCGUUGACGACGAUGUGGACAAGUUCAUGUUGCAACAGAUCCGGGAGUUGCUUGAUGAAGCUGAAUGGGAGGAUGCCUAUGAGAAGUGCUCUACCGGCCUCCUCUUCUUCGGAGAGCUGCAACCCGGUCUACUUGGGGCGCCGGCACCAGCGAAAGCCUCUAGGCACGGAAAGGCGCUGCGGCUACUCCGUGCGAGAGCAAUGGUCGGUGCAGGCUUCGCAGGCGCUGCGGCCGAAGAGGUGGCUGCUUUGCAGGACGAAGCAGGAGCUGCCGAAAUCUUGGGCCGUGCAGCUCAGACCCAGCGGAGGUUCCCAGAGGCGGAAACACAGCUGCGCCGUGCGGCUAGCGAGGCGUCGGAUGUCGCUGCUGAGGAGCUCGCAGCGGCGAGUGCCUACUGCGCCUCAGGGGCGCGGCAGCAACUGGGUGAGGUGGAUGUUCUGCAACUUUUGCACACGCCCGAGGCGUUGAAGUGCAGGCCCCUCUCCUUGAGCUGCGGGCCGCUGGACUUCGUCUGUCCCUCUGUGGCACGGCGCUGGCUCGGGGCCGCGAGGGGCCGGGGCGUGGUGGCACAGGAGGCGAUGGAAGAAGGUACGCUGUUCAUCUCUGCGCGCCCGCUUGCCCGCGUUGCCUCUGCCGGUGGAGCGGCGCUGUCGGAGAAGAGGGCACGGCGGCUGCUGGCAGAGAAACUAGAGGCGGCCGCACGGACAAGUGCCUUUCUUGCAGAGGAUCUGUUUUCCCUCUACGAUGGCUCUGGCCUGUAUGAAGCAGACUGGUCGCCUGGCCCUCUGAAGCCCGAAGACAUGCACUUGCCAACUCUGGGAUUUCGAACACGGGCACGCAUCGACAGCAUUGUUCGAUACAAUGCACACUGUUUUCCGGACAACCCGGAUCCCCGCAGCGGUUCUCCACGUGCCGGUCUGGGCCUUUGGCUAUGGCCGCCAAUGGUCAAUCACGCGCUGGUGGAGGAUGGCGAACCGAACUGUGCCCACGUCUUUGUGGGGGAUGUCAUGCUCUUCCGCACCACGCGGCCGGUGGCAAAAGGAGAAGAGCUCCUGGACAGAUACACAUCGCCGCUGGCCACCACGUUUCAGCAGACCGAAGGAAUACUCGAGGACCACGGCAUGUCUGACCUCGCCUACACCAGCGGCAAAGUUGCCUGGACAGCGCGUGAUCUGCCACCGCCCUUGGUCGAGCUAGCAGAUUCGCUAGCCAACCUCGAAGCAAAGCUUGAGCUUUCGCCAGAGGACCCACUCGAUGACGCAUCGCUCGAGACUGCUUCAAAAGAAGACUACCGGCGGCUGGAGGAGGCUUAUUGGACCGCCGCAUCAGAGCGCCGACGGCAGACCGCUCAGUUGACUGCAGAGCUUCCCUUGGAGCCGCCGGAAGUUCGAGCACUUCUUUUGAUUGGUGCUUUGGCCAUGCGCUUCGGCGGGAUCACCGCGGAGCGACAGGCUCGGGCGGAGCUCGCGCGACGUGUGCAAAGCGCCCGGCCCUUCCAUUUCAGCGCCUGGACCGAAUUGUGGGCGAGCUUUCAGAAAGAUCCGGCCAAGCCUUCCGAGAGAGCCUUGCUUGAUGAAGUUCGCGACCAAUGCCGCCGACUGGCCACCUUCUGGUGCCGCGGACCAGCAGGGCGAGGUGCGCAGCGAGAGGAGGCUGAAGACGUGGCUUUGGCCUUCACGCGAUGGGUGCAAGGAUCCGGUGCCUUUCGCUUUGGUCCUUUUAGGGUUUAG